Acyrthosiphon pisum (pea aphid) is the source of this 2541-nucleotide messenger RNA. Its product is annotated as MATH and LRR domain-containing protein PFE0570w. The record is from RefSeq and is a predicted model, not a curated record. NCBI's taxonomy places the organism in Eukaryota, Metazoa, Arthropoda, Insecta, Hemiptera, Aphididae. Gene Ontology annotation, molecular function: transcription coregulator activity. The coding region runs from base 286 to 2415 and encodes 709 amino acids. Gene Ontology annotation, biological process: regulation of DNA-templated transcription. The transcript has 13 exons. Gene Ontology annotation, cellular component: nucleus.
UAGUUCGCAGUUAGAAGGCCAACGGGCGGCGAUCUGCAUUUUAAUAUUCAUUAAUUAAUUAUUAUAGUCUAUAAUAAUAUAUUAUUAUUAUGUUCACAGUCAGUUAAUUUUAUUUGAUCAUCUCCGAGGAUCAUCCCAAUUCUUUUGUUUUUAUCAUAGUAAUCGUCCAUAAUGGUAUUCUGAUGCGAGUUCUACAAACAUAGUAUUUGAAAUCGUUCUGUGUAAUAAAAUAUAUAUACAGUUAGAUUUAUUUUACAAAAUUGCAUAGUUGUUAUUUUUGUUGAAAUGGCCAAUCAACCAUAUGACGACAUGGAACUAACAGCUGAAAAGGAAUUAGAUGCAUUAAUAGUUGCUAGUCAAAUGGAGUCAAAUUUUGAUAUAGAUAAAAUAUUGAAUGAUAAGGCUAAGAAGAGAAAGUUUACUAAAACAAAUGUCAAGAAUCUUAUCAAGAAUGUAAUUACAAAUGCUGAUGUAGCUACAAUGUUGCGACAAACUUUAGAUGACAAUAUAGAUGCAAAUUGUUUAUAUGAACCAAAAUUUACAAGAGCAAAAAUAAGAGAAAUGUUAAAUACUUAUCCAUCUUCAGGUUCUACAAACCAGCAACAAUCAAUCUUAUCAGAAUGUACAUCAUUGAUUGAAAAGGAAUUUCCCGAUGAUUCUGAAGAUGAAGAGUAUCAUCCAGACAAAAUGUUUGAGGAGGAAGAAGAUGAAGACGAUGAUGAUGAAUUUAAAUUAACAGAAAUUAAUAAAUCAUUUGAUACAGAUAAUGAUCAAGAUAUUAGUGAUAAUAAAACUGUAGUUGAUGUAAAUGUAAAGGAAACAAUUGGAAUGCGUACUAGGUCAAAAUUGUCUUUAAAUGAUACUCCAUUAGAAAUUAUAGAACAAGCUUUUAUACCGCCAGAUAUAACCGAGGAUAUGUAUGAUUCAGCUUGUGAAAACGAUGAAUGGAUGGAGUUUCUUAGUGAAUUUACAAAGCCUUUAGAGUCUGUUCAAAAUGAUGACGGUGAAGAUGACCCUGAGUAUAAUGUUCUUGGCGAUGAUGAUUUUACUAAUGUCGAUAAAGAAGAAUUUCGGAUUGAUAAAUCAGUUAAGGUCACUCGUAAGGAGUAUAAUGAUUUAAUGAAUGAAUUGAAUGCAUUUACUGAAAGCUUCCUUGAGUUCAAUGGUGUAGAAAAAUUGGAAACUAAUACCGAUAUUAAAGAAACUGAUAAUGAUAAAAAUACAGAUAAACAUAAAAAUGAUACUCAAUCUAUUCCUUCUUAUGUCUGUAUUCCAAAUAACUAUUCAGAUGGGAAAUCAAGCACUAAUUUUACUUUUCAAAAUAAAAAUGCUGUUAAACGUACAAAUGUUACUAUAUCUAAUCCAGUGUUUAUGAUAAAUUAUUGUAAUGGGAAAUCAAGUACCAAUUGCUCUACAAAUAAUUAUGCAGAACCAAUAGAAGUGGCCAGAUAUAAUACACAAAUAGAUAAACAAUUUAAUGUUUCAGAGUUUAACAAUAGUUUACUUAGUAUUAAUGAACAACUUGAAAAGCGUAUACAUCCUCCUUUUCCAACAUUUAAAGAAAAUGUUCAGUUAGGCUUUGAACAGCAUAAUAAUAGUAAUGAAGAUGUUUCUGUGAUAACAAAUAUAGUUCCUCAAUAUGUAAAUAUAAGUAAUCGAGUAAAUAUAAUGACACAAAAACAAAUAAUUUUAUUUAAACAACAACUCACACAACAUGUCCAAUUAAUAACUCAAAAUUACUUGUUAUGCACAAUGUCAAAAAAGUUCCAAAUUAAUUGCAGAAAAUAUAAAAUUAUGUUGGAACUAAUAAAGGAUAUAUGUAAAGAUAAAAAGUAUGCACCAAUUAACACACAUUCCGCUUUAAAGUUUAUUCGAGAUUGGACUGAAUUUAAAACCGAUGAGAGUGAUAUUAAUAGUGAUUUUGUUGUACUACCAUUACAUGUGAAAGAAUUUAUGCUAUAUUAUGAUGAACCUGUAUUUAUCUAUCCUCAAUUGUUACCAACAAGAACUUACCAUCAUGAAUAUAAAAAUCAUCCUAUUGGACCUUCAGAAGAAAAACUUCUGGUAUUAAAAAUAGAUUAUAUUUAUACGAAUUUGAAAGAGGGUUGUAAUACUCGAGCAAAAUAUAGAAAAAAGAAUUUAUCUGAUUUAAUGCCAAUGAUAAUAAAAACUGUACAUAAAAGAUGGUUUUCAAACAGAAGUUUAAUAUAUCUAAAACAGUACAUAACGCGUCAGAAGAACUCAUUUGAAAUGAAUGUUAUUAAGAAUUAUUUAACAUAUGGUAAAAUUGAAGAAUCUUCUUAUGUUAUUGACAUUAAAGCUCUGUUUAAAGGAAACCGCUUAUACGAGUGUGAUGUUCGAAAGUUUCCAUCAAGUUGGAAAUGUAUCAGAAAUCAAUUGAAGCUAAAAAAAUAGUAUUUUUUUUCUUGGUUAUCAGCCUUGAAGACCAGCCCUAAAUAAUAAUUUUCUAAGCUAACUACUACUAUUAUAUUAAUUUUUAUAUUAAAAAUGUUUAAAAUAAAGAAAAACAAUUGAUUAAAA